This is a messenger RNA of Chara braunii, 3175 nucleotides long. NCBI's taxonomy places the organism in Eukaryota, Viridiplantae, Streptophyta, Charophyceae, Charales, Characeae. The record is from the annotation of a GenBank genome assembly.
CGGGCCUCCCCGUUGGAUCGCUUGCCAAAUUUGUUUACGAGUGCGUGUCAUUUCGUGUGUGUGCGUGAUGUGUAGGGUGCAUAAUGUUGUCGGUACCGUCGACAAGCAUGACCAUGAGUCCCGAGACCCACAUGCGCUUAGCAGAACCGUUCCCUCCUUGUGCGAGAUCAGUGCGGCGUUAUAACGGUCAUACUUGCAUCGACGGAGCAACUGCAAAGGACUUCGAAGAGGACCCAUGGAUGACCGUCGUCCCGUACACGGACCGACAUCUUGACGAUUGGAGUGAUGCCACUUGGAAAGCGAUGGAGAGUGGCUGCCCUUGGGCAAGCCAUUACAAGUUUGCCAAUAUGUUAGAAUUCGGUGACCUCAUCACACUACCUGACGGUGUUCUUGAGCGCAAAUUCCUGAACCAUGUGCGCAAAACAGUACACUGCAUCAGCCGCCAUUGCAGUCGCCUCGAUUGCGAGUACAUCACGUCUUCGCCACGAACUUGGGGAAGUUCUCGGAAACAAGAGUUGCUGGACUGCGCUCGUCAUUGUUCGUUCUUGGAGCAGUACCCGCUCCGCCGCCCCGGGAUUUGUCCACAAGUUGUGUCAUACUGCGGUGUGCAGUUGACUAUUGCCGGAUGUGAUUUCGCCAGAGUGCUAUGUGUCUCUACUUCGAACAAAAGCAGGAAACUCGUCGAUGCAAUUGUGUAUGUUUCACGGAACGAGGUGGCAAUCGUGGCAGAAGGGGGAAGGCCGACGUACAGGUUCUCCCCAUUGCGGCUCCACAGUGCAGAUGGGUGGUCAGAUUUGAUAAUAGCAGGCCAGGUCGACGAUUUUUCAUUGUGGCAUGAGAUGGAAGAGAAAGUGUCCGACAUAAGACACUGUAUAGGGAAAUCCUUAGCACAACCAGGAGGGUUUGUCAGGAUGAAAUACAUGUCCGUGUUGUCGGAGAAUGCAACAGUCGAGGGACCGCAGAUCCACGUGUACGGAUCAUCAAUGAAUGCUAUGUACGGCUUCGGUUCACGACGUCGUCCGCGGGAAACCCCGUACGAUACACCCCGGCCGUCGACGUCGGCCUGGGGGGAAGAGGAGGGUGUGCAGCAGCCUGCACAUAAGAGGAGGGGAGGGCCUCAGGAAGAGGGUACGGGUUCUGCAAAGAAACACAAGGCAAGGACCCCCCAGACGACAGGGGGGAAAAGGAAGGGAGUUGAGGGGCAGGAGGGCACAUCGGGUCGAAAACGCCCGGCGUCGGUGCAGAAACAGCCUCAGCCAGGUGCUCUCGAGGCGAAGGGUCCCAUCGACGUCGACGCCCCGUACUUCCUAGAAUGGAAAGACGGUGUGCGGACAAAGCGCGAGUUCUUCAUUAGCCCAUCGCAGGUCGUCGACAUCGAUGACUGGGAACCGUCGUACAACCAACGGUCGUUGGAUCCUGUGCACACGCAGAUCAUCAUUGACGCGAUGAUGACGGCGUUCUCGCAAACCGAGAAGACGUACGAGUUGCCUACCCUCAAGCUGGCGCCGCUAGGGCUGGAGAAACCGAAGUCGGGCGUGCGGGCUGAUCGUCUGAAGCCAGAGGAUUGGAAGGACGAGCUCGCAGACCAAUACUAUUAUUACGCCGUUUCGGGCCAGCAUAACGCGGCUGCAGCCAAGGCGCUGCUGGGCACGGACAUCGCAUUGAGGUACAACUUCGGCAGGUGGCCUGCACGUACGGUUUACUUCUCGGACGAGGAGUUCAAUGGGUAUUUUUUGGUCAGCUCGGAGGACAACAUGAAGGACUUGAAGGCGCCUCCUAGACAGCUAAAACUAUCAAUGAAGAACAUUCGGUGGUUGUGGAGAGAGAAGGGUUUCCCAAAGGCUGUUAUGGGGAGCCCCAGCAGAAAACAAGCUCAGCUGAAGACAUGGCGUGAGUUCUGUUCGCAGGCGCUUCACAAAACGCCUUACAACCACUUAUGGCUUCUCGGUGAUGAGAAGGGUGAGGACAGUAUUAAGAAGCAGAACGCUGCCCUUCGCUCUUAUUUUCCGCUGGUGAUGGCUGGUAAAAGCGCGUGGGAGCUGGGUAUGGAAUUUUUCGAGAAAUGGGAGACGGGGAGACUUCUCGCACCCGAGGGGGCAAGGUGGAUCACAAGGAAACGGAAAGUGCAGGGCGUCAGGCCCGGCGUUAGCCACAUUGAAAACGACAAGUUGGGGCGAAAGGAGGUUGUCUACAACGUCCCCGUCGACGCGCCCCAAAAGAAAGGAAAGAAGGAGAAAGAGUCUGGCGAUUGGUUUGUCCAGGUCACCGAGCCGGAUCCGCACUGCUGGAAGAGCAUGGAAGCCCUUACCGACAACGAGAAAUGUUGGUUGCUCAAGAAGGUCCUCAACUGCGAGGUUGUGUGGGUGCAAACAGGCUCCGCAUCGUUGGCGAAGCAAGGCAAGGAAGCAGUGCACCUGCUCAAGUGCGAUCGCAUCUUGGUGCGAUUGUGGAACUACUAUCAGUUUGUGCACGAGAACCGGUCGGCCGCUGACUGGACACGUGCGUAUCCCUUCCUAAAGAAGCGGGAGUCUAUUUUGGCGGAGUUCGAAAAGCAGGGAAUGGAUGCCUCGUUGUGGGAGGGGAGCAGGAAGCUCGUCGGUGACGCCUCGCUGUUCAAGGGCUGCCCGCCAUACAUGGGGUGCGAGGACGACAAAACGACCAAGGCGACAGAAAAACUCGCCCAAAACAAGAAGUUGUCCGCCGACUGGAAGAACAAGGUUCUCUCAAUGUUGACGGGCAGUAGGGCGAAGAGCAUGGAGGUCGCGCUUGUCGAAGGCGUGGUGCACGUUCUGUGGAAAGACUCGGGGGAGGUGACAUCGAUUGCCCCGUUCGGCGUUGACCCUCUGGAGGCGCGGUUGAGGGUCACGGAGCUGGAGAAGGCGGUUGGGACCACUCUCACUCUCACACAAACACAUUCUUAGUGCGACCACCUCUUUUACGUUUUUCUCUCUCUCUCCAUAACACACUCUCACACAAACGCAUUCUUAGUGCGACCAUCUCUUUUACGUUUCUCUCUCUCUCUCUCCAUAGCACACUCUCACACAAACGCAUAAUUCAAGUGCAUUCUUAGUGCGACCACCUCUUUUACGUUUCUCUCUCUCUCUCUCCAUAACACACUCUCACACAAAUGCAUAAUGCUCGUCGAAGAGGUGGUCGCACUACGUAGCUCACCGUU